AUGGAGAACUCAAAUCAAACAACUGUGAACAGGUUCAUCCUUCUUGGCCUCACCAAUAUCCCAUAUGUACAGGCUCCAUGUGUUGUAAUGUUCCUGAUAAUUUAUAUCAUCACAUUGUCUGCAAACCUUUUACUUAUACUUAUGGUGAAAAUUAAUCCUCAACUACAUACCCCAAUGUACUUUUUUCUAAGCAACCUCUCCAUCAUUGAUAUCUUCCUCUCUUCCACCAUAGUCCCCAAAACCAUGGUAAUCACCCUAUCUCAGGAUAAAAGUAUUUCCCUGUUGGAUUGUGCUGCUCAGAUGUUCUUCAGUUUAGCAUUUGGAGCAACUGAGUGUAUUAUUUUGGCUGUUAUGGCCUAUGACAGAUAUGCUGCCAUCAAUAAACCAUUACACUAUAACUCAAUCGUGAAUAGGAAUUUUUGCAUAAGUAUGGCUGCUGGAUCCUGGUUAAUCAGCUUUAUAAAUGCUGCCAUUCAUGUUUAUCUCACAUUUCAGUUGCCUUUUUGCAGAUCCCACCACGUCAACCAUUUCUUCUGUGAGAUACCUCCUUUCUUUCAGCUGUCUUGUCGAGAUACGUAUCUCAAUAAGGUAAAAGUGUACAUAUCAGCUGGUAUAAUAGGUGCAUGUUCAUUCAUUUUGACUCUUGUUUCAUACAUUCACAUAAUUUCCACUAUACUUAAUAUCCAUUCCAUUGCUGGAAGGCAUAAAGCUUUCUCUACUUGUGCAUCCCAUCUAACAGUGGUCUCUCUAUACUAUGGCACCACCCUAUUCAUGUAUUUGCGUCCUCACUCAGCCUAUUCUCCAAAGUCUGAUAAGACAGUAUCCAUUAUUUACACAGCUGUGACACCAAUGCUGAAUCCUAUUAUCUACAGCAUAAGGAACAAACAUGUAAAAAACACAAUUAGAAAAAAGAUGAAUGAACUAAUGCCUUAG
Messenger RNA from Xenopus laevis (African clawed frog), 933 nucleotides. RefSeq names its product olfactory receptor 5B21. The transcript has a single exon. The coding region runs from base 1 to 933 and encodes 310 amino acids. The record is from RefSeq and is a predicted model, not a curated record. Lineage: Eukaryota; Metazoa; Chordata; Amphibia; Anura; Pipidae.